Molecule: messenger RNA, 1897 nt
Organism: Salvia splendens (bonfire salvia)
Lineage: Eukaryota; Viridiplantae; Streptophyta; Magnoliopsida; Lamiales; Lamiaceae
Product: inositol transporter 1
Exons: 6
Coding region: 234-1724 (496 amino acids)
Biological process (GO): transmembrane transport
Cellular component (GO): membrane
Molecular function (GO): transmembrane transporter activity
Source: RefSeq, a predicted model, not a curated record
GGCUCUUAUCCAAUUCGAUAAUCACGCAUUAAUAUAACAAUCCAUUUCCCCUUCCAGUUGUCCAAAAACCCCAAACUUUUCGGGCUCCAAUUUCGCUGCCGUGUUGGUUUCAUUUCAUUGUUUGUAAAUCGUUUCGCUGCGUCAAAAACCUCGCAGUAUCUCGGAAUCAUCCCAUCCGUUUCGUUUUUAUUUGCGGUUGUGGUUGAUUUCUCUGUAAAAAUUGGCGACGGGAGAUGACGAUUCAGUCAUUCGGGGAGAGCUCUGGUAACUUGAGUGAGAGUCGCCGGAAGAUUACGUAUUUCAGCAAUUCUUACGUCCUUGGAUUGACUGUAGUUGCUGGCAUCGGCGGUCUGCUUUUCGGCUAUGAUACUGGAGUUAUAUCGGGAGCGCUUCUUUAUAUCCGUGAUGAAUUUGAGGAAGUCGAUCAAAGUAGCUUUUUACAGGAAACAAUCGUCAGCAUGGCUUUGGUCGGUGCCAUGAUUGGAGCUGCAGUAGGGGGUUGGUUUAGUGAUGCUUUUGGGCGUAAGAAAGCUACUCUGUCUGCUGAUGUUGUAUUCGCACUUGGAGCCAUUGUCAUGGCCGCAGCUCCAGACCCCUACGUUCUUAUCGUUGGAAGGUUCUUUGUUGGCCUCGGCGUAGGUAUAGCAUCUAUCACUGCUCCUGUAUAUAUUGCAGAGGCCGCUCCAUCAGAAAUUAGGGGUGGCCUAGUGAGCACAAAUGUCCUCAUGAUUACUGGUGGACAGUUUCUCUCUUACCUUGUGAACCUUGCUUUUACUGAGGUUCCGGGUACAUGGCGGUGGAUGCUUGGGGUAUCCGGGUUGCCUGCUAUUAUCCAAUUCUUUCUCAUGUUAUUUUUACCAGAGUCUCCACGCUGGCUUUACAUGAAGAAAGAGAAAUCUGACGCCGUUGCUGUGCUAUCAAAAAUCUAUGAUCCAUUUCGCUUGGAAGAGGAAAUUGAUCAGCUUGCUGCAGCACUUGAAGAAGAGGGCCAACGGAAGACUCGAGUCAGUUACUUUGAUGUCAUCAGAAUAAAGCCGCUAAGACUUGCCUUUUUGGCUGGAGCUGGAAUUCAGGCAUUCCAACAGUUCACCGGCAUCAACACAGUGAUGUAUUACAGCCCAACUAUAGUUCAAAUGGCUGGAUUCCAGUCCAACCAACUAGCUCUCCUCCUAUCCCUCAUUGUAGCAUUCAUGAACGCCCUAGGUACAGUACUCGGGAUAUACCUCAUCGAUCAUUUUGGUCGUAGGAAGCUGGCACUCAGCAGUUUGUUUGGAGUAACCAUAUCCCUGAUAAUCCUCGCAAUGGCAUUUCUCCUCCAACCGUCUGAUUCCGUGACCGGAGCCUAUGGUUGGCUCGCGGUUUUAGGUUUGGCUCUUUAUAUUGCUUUCUUUGCGCCGGGGAUGGGUCCAGUUCCAUGGACCGUGAACUCAGAAAUAUAUCCAGAAGCCUAUCGAGGACUCUGUGGAGGCAUGUCGGCUACUGUGAACUGGAUAUCAAAUCUCAUUGUGGCUCAAAGUUUCCUGUCGAUAGCAGAGGCCACAGGCGUCGGCCCGACGUUCUUGAUCCUUGCUUGCAUAGCUGUCGCGGCGUUCAUAUUUGUGGCUGUUUUCAUUCCGGAGACAAAGGGUUUAUCGUUUGAAGAAGUGGAGAGAAUAUGGCAGGAGAGGGCUAAGGGGAAUCGAGGUGUAGGUGGUGUUCCUGAUAAGAGGGAACCUUUGCUAUAGAUUCGAGUGAAGCCAGACUGUUGUGUACUAUCAAAAUUGUAAGGAUAAUAAUUUGUUGGACAAUUAUUAAAUGUAAUUUUUUUAUCCAUUGUAUGUAAUCUAUGUAUAUUUUGAAUGUAAAUGGAUGACUUGAAGUUGCCAAAUUUAUUUAUUAAGUGUUUUUUAUAGAAGUA